Molecule: messenger RNA, 1045 nt
Organism: Trematosphaeria pertusa
Lineage: Eukaryota; Fungi; Ascomycota; Dothideomycetes; Pleosporales; Trematosphaeriaceae
Exons: 5
Coding region: 160-924 (254 amino acids)
Biological process (GO): mycotoxin biosynthetic process
Source: RefSeq, a predicted model, not a curated record
CAAUAUAUGCAUGGUAUAUAUCUCCUAGGUCUCGGCCUGAGGACCCCGGUUCUCUUCUACGCAGCCCCAAAUCGCGAGACGUUCGUUGAGGGCUGAAGUUUGUCGAAUGCGAUUUCCUGUGCUAGAUCUUGUGCGUGUGGAUAGCAUCAGGAGCAUACAAUGAAGCAGGAAGGGGAACACCUGUUGGACGAAGAAUCUGACGCUGCGCAUCAUUUCAUCAAGGCCAACAACGGCGGGCGGUUUUGUACCUGGCGUAAUGCGUACUUCGUCACCAUCCAUAUCCUCCUCCUAUGUUGCCUUGUUGUGAUCCUCCCAUCGACAACGCGGAACCUGCGCAUUCAUCAGUACGACAGCAUCUUCCCCGAGCUUCGAUCACUCCGACACAUCGUCAAAACCGAACAUGCCACAAACCACACUCAGUACAGCACAUACUCAGGGCCUCCAAGCGACGUGAACGCUGCGGCAUGGGAAGCUUUGAUUCAACCGUUGUACUUCAAUGCCACGGCCGAAGAGCUCCAGCGCGCUGGCAUCCGACCCGAGGCCGCGGUCAAGGUAAAGGAUGGUGGGUAUAUCGCGGCGCUGGGAGUGUACCACGAACUUCAUUGCUUGAAUAAGUUGCGGUACUUUCUUUACGAGCACUCACCCGCAGCGAACCUGACGCAGUCCUCACUGGACUAUUGGAUUGAUCACUUAGAUCACUGCAUCGAGGUCCUCCGUAUCUCACUCAUGUGUACGGCAGAUACGAGUCUUUAUACCUUCACCUGGCCAGACGACCCAGACGCCGUGUUCUUGGACGCGCAAUCUAAAUCACCGCGGAAAUGCGUGGGCUGGGCACAGGUGGAGAUAUGGGGCAUGAAGAGGAAAAUCUCGCUAUCGCCAGUGCUCCUUAAGACAGUGCCGGAUGAUGAUGGCGGUGGUAUUUAGUUUUAUUCAUUCCAAAUGCGAUCCCCAUUUCAAGGCUAGACCCAAUCUCCUUGUGCAUGACGGACGCCUAACUACGACCCGGCCUUGCUCCGUAAUGAGCACCAAAUGCCCGUCAACGAAA